This is a messenger RNA of Spodoptera litura, 654 nucleotides long. RefSeq lists its product as uncharacterized. Lineage: Eukaryota; Metazoa; Arthropoda; Insecta; Lepidoptera; Noctuidae. The record is from RefSeq and is a predicted model, not a curated record.
AUGAACCUAGAUAAUAUUGUUUUUUCAGGGAAAAUCUUCAACAUAGCCUAUCCAGGCCACAUAACGCGCGUAGUCGAGCUGGACCCUAUACCAGCGCACCAUACGUGGCCGUUCACUCGAGAAGGCCUCCACGAUUGGUACCACUCGUACUACUUGAUGUAUAAUGAUGAUAGGUUCCAAAAAUUCAAUAGUGGUUUGGAGACUGCGCCGAAAUAUAGUUAUGAAAAGGCACAACAGCUGAUGAUGCAUACACGAGGCUUAUCUAAAGAGGCGACGGAGCAUAUCCUGGAGCGAUGCCUGAUUCCUGCAGGCGAUGGUCUAUACAGAUUCACAUUUGACCAGCGAAUGAAAGAAGUAUCAGUAUUCCCCUUUUCCGGUGAAAUGUUAGAAAAAAUAUAUACUACUACGACCACGCCAACAUUUUGUGUAUUGGCUAAGAAAAUGAUAGAAGUAGGUGUUUACGAACCCGUACCAUUUAUUAUGGAUGAAAAGGCUUGGCCUCACGGCAAUUAUAAGUACAAGAUUGUCGAUGGCAGCCAUGAUGUGCACAUAGACAAUCCAGAGUACAUGGCCGAUGACAUUUCAAACUUUAUUCUAGAAGGCGCGAAAGCGAAAUUAAACUCAAUUGUAAAAGUGGCUUCCCAACGAAAGUAG